Messenger RNA from Lolium perenne, 534 nucleotides. The record is from RefSeq and is a predicted model, not a curated record. NCBI's taxonomy places the organism in Eukaryota, Viridiplantae, Streptophyta, Magnoliopsida, Poales, Poaceae.
AUGAACGUUUUCCACGAGUUCUUCAAGUUCGUCGUCCUCAUCAAGGAGGACCAUUUCAGUUUAAAAAGGCUCCUAGGGAAGUUCGCGCAAUAUCUCACUGGCCGGGAGCCAGGUAGCAUGCACUUGCGGGAAGCCAAUUGCGGCUUUUGCCGGUGGCCUGUCGAGGUGUUGUUUGACGGGGAAGGCCACAUGUUCCUCCACACUUGCUGGGAGAAGUUUGCUAGCGCCCACAACCUCGAGGUCGGCUGCUUGGUGAACAUCAAAUGGGAAGGCGACGACGAGCUUAGGGUGAAGGUGUUUGAUAACACAUCCUGUCAUAGGCACUACCACGGCGACAACGGUGACGAUGGCAACGACGAUGAGCACAAGCCACGAAGAAGUCGAAUGCCAUCAGCAGCCUCCAAUAUAGGGUUUCUUAUCAGAAUCACCGGUGUGUAUAGCCUCUUCCUAAAUUGUGAAGCAGGUGCCGACGCCUCCGCGCUGCUGAUGCACUUACCGACGUCUAUUUGGGCAACAACGGUGGAGGUGCUCUAA